Messenger RNA from Paramecium sonneborni, 286 nucleotides. The record is from the annotation of a GenBank genome assembly. Lineage: Eukaryota; Ciliophora; Oligohymenophorea; Peniculida; Parameciidae.
AUGUUUUUAAGAAAAAUUGAAUAUAAAAAGGACAAGCAUAACCAAGAAUUAAAUUUUAUCCUAUAAAAAGAGGAAAAAAUUUUAUUCUUGAAAUGUCUACAGAAGUAAGGAAAAUUAGAAAAGGAUUAAUUUAUAAAUUUAGAAGUAUAAUAGCCAAAUCUCAGGGAAAGAAAAUGGAUAUUAUGAAGCAAAAAAUUAAAAUGGAGGAGAUUUAUGGAGAUUCCCUAAAUUACCUUCAUCAAAAGUUGGAAAAAAGAGAAGAAAAUAACCAAAUAAAAUUUUUUGA